Messenger RNA from Sitophilus oryzae (rice weevil), 4663 nucleotides. Its product is annotated as probable multidrug resistance-associated protein lethal(2)03659. The coding region runs from base 932 to 4558 and encodes 1208 amino acids. Gene Ontology annotation, biological process: transmembrane transport. Gene Ontology annotation, cellular component: membrane. The transcript is spliced from 14 exons. The record is from RefSeq and is a predicted model, not a curated record. Gene Ontology annotation, molecular function: ATP binding; ABC-type transporter activity; ATP hydrolysis activity. NCBI's taxonomy places the organism in Eukaryota, Metazoa, Arthropoda, Insecta, Coleoptera, Curculionidae.
AUUGUGUCCAUCUGGUUGUUCAAGUUUAUUGAAGAAAUUUAAUACUGACUUCCUUGUAAAACUAGUUGCUUGGAGAAGUAUAAAGUAUGGAAAAGGCACAAAAAAAUGAAGAAAAUAAAAUUAUCCCAAUCCACCCAUAUAAGAAAGCAAAUAUAUUAUCUAGAAUAUUUUUUAUGAUAUUUUUUGUUAAGGAUUCCAUGUAGCAGCUCAAAAACAUAUAAAAACAUCUGAAACACUGUUGCCAGGUGUAAAGGUGGCUACAUAUAAGUAUAAUAUGAAUAUUAUAAAAAUGAAAUUAAUAUUACUUGCAAUUUUGUUGCAACAGAAAAAUGAAAUAGCCCAAUCCUAAAUGAAAGAAGAUGUGCUACAAAUGUUAUCAUCUUAUUAGCAGGAAAAUAUUUAAAGUAUAAUGGGCUUGAUAAUAUCUCAUUUCUAAACAAUACAAGAAGUAAUUGAACAUAACAUACAAAAGCAAAGGUGUUUUGCAAUUCACGUUAAGCAACUGUUUGCUGUCUCUUCAAAUAUACUGCUGGCAGCCCUUUUUGAAGCCAAGUUUGGUCUAUUUUCACUUUAGUACUUGUCUUGUUAAUUUAUUAUCACAUUUUCGUUAUCAGUGUAUCACUGUAAUGAAGCAAGAUGGCUUUUUCCAUUAUUCUACAAAGGCUAUUAUGAAACACUAUCCGAAGAUGAUCUAUUUCCUAUUUUAAAUGAGCACGAAUCAACCUAUCUUGGAAAUAAAAUUGAGAAGUUAUGGAACAAAGAAAUAAAUCGGAAGAAAAGCAACUUUUCUUUGUGGAGAGUCCUCCUAAAAUGUUUUGGAGCUGAGUUGGGACUCUUGGCUAUUUGGUAUUCUUUUAGUGAACUGGUUGUUAGAUUGGCCCAACCUCUUAUUUUAUCACAAAUAUUACUUUACUAUGAGCCACAUUCAACUAUGUCUAAAGGUGAAGCUUAUUUGUAUUCUUCGUUACUGGUUCUAUCAUCCGCCAUAUCCAUGAUAUCACAACACAACUUUAUGUUGUACCAGUUUAAUAUGGGACUAAAAAUCAAAGUAGCCACAACAGCGCUGGUCUACAGAAAGUCGUUAAAGCUUAGCAAGUCUGCAUUAGCUAAGACAAAUAUUGGACAAAUGGUUAAUUUAAUAUCAAAUGAUGUUGGAAGAUUUGAAACAGCGAUCAAACACGUUCAUAAUCUCUGGUUAGCACCAGUCGAACUUUUAAUUGUAAUGGUUCUGAUGUAUUUUUAUGUUGGAGUAAGUGGAAUAGCUGGGAUUCUGUUCUUAAUAGCUUUUAUACCAUUUCAAAUGUGGCUUGGAAAGAAAACCUCUGUAUUUCGACUAAAUACCGCUUUAAAAACCGACGAACGAAUCCGCCUUAUGAAUGAAAUUAUUUCUGGAAUUCAAGUGAUCAAAAUGUACACCUGGGAAAAGCCAUUUGCAAAAUUUGUUGAAAUUAGUCGUAGGAAAGAGAUGAGAGAAAUUCAGAAAACUUCAGUUAUUAGAGCGAUAAUAAUGUCGUUUCACCUUUUUAUCAACAAAUCCGCAAUUUAUUUGUGCAUUCUAGUUUUUGUCUUAACAGGAAAUAUUCUUAAUGCACAGUAUGUUUACGUUGUAACUGGAUUCUAUGGCGUUUUAAGAAUUAUAAUAUCAAAGCGAUUUCCAGAAGCUGCAACCCAAUUAGCUGAAGCUAUGAUUUCUGUAAGACGAAUUAAGGUAUUUUUGAUGAUGGAUGAGAUGGAAUUUGACUCAUCAUCAACAUUUUAUAAUAAUUACAAUGAUAAAUCUUCAGUAUUGUCAAAUGGCUUCCUAAAAGAACCUAAAUCAUCAGAAAAUCUAGUUGACUUAAAAAAUGUGUCUGUUAAAUGGAACAGUGAAUUAGAAGACUACUCUUUGGAAAAUAUCACUAUGACUGCCAGUUCAGGAGAUUUGGGUGUUAUUAUUGGUCCUGUUGGGAGUGGAAAGACAACCCUUCUUUACACAAUUUUAAGAGAGCUUCAUCCAUUGGUGGGCAGCGUUCAUAUUAAUGGUACUGUAUCUUACGCCUCUCAGGAACCAUGGCUUUUUACAGGUAGCAUAAGGCAGAAUAUAAUUUUUGGUCAAGACUUUAACCAGGACAGAUACGACCAAGUAAUUAAAUCAUGUUCUUUGGAAAGUGAUUUUAAACUCUUCCCUUAUGGAGACAGGACUGUUGUUGGAGACAGAGGCGCAUCUUUGAGUGGCGGACAAAGAGCACGAAUAAAUUUAGCCAGGGCAAUAUACAAGGAUGCUGAUAUUUAUCUGUUAGACGAUCCUUUAUCAGCAGUUGAUACACAUGUAGGAAGAUAUAUGUUUAAGGAAUGCAUUCAAGAAUAUCUUAAAGAAAAAUGUGUGAUUCUUGUAACACAUCAGUUGCAGUACUUAAAGGAUGUUAAGAAGAUAUAUCUGAUGGAUAGUGGCAAAAUUGAUUUUUCAGGAACUUAUGAAGAAAUAGCAAAAAGCGAGAAAGAGUUUGCUCAGCUGUUUAAAGACCUAAAAGUUUCUGAAAGUGAAGAAACAAAUGAUAAAGAUGAUUCUGAUGAAAAUAUGAAAGAUGGUAUAGAGGAGAGAAAAGAAAUAAAGGAUACUAAGGAAUCUUCAAACAAAGAACCAAAGGAUAAUAGAGAGAAUAGAGAACUUGGAACUAUUUCUUUUGGAGUAUAUAAAGUAUACCUUGCAAGUGGGGGCCACUGGUGCAAAGUAGUAUGGAUCCUUCUUGUAUUCUUAUUCGCCCAAUUAUUUAGCAGUAUAUCUGAUUAUUAUGUUACAUGGUGGGUAAAUGGUGAAGCUAUUAAGAAAUCUAGAGGUGAAAUACGAGGAUUAGACUUAUCUAAUACAACAAAUCCUCCAGAAAUAUUUACAAAUACAAGUACUUCGGAGCUAAAUAAAACAGUAGAAACGUCCGCCUUUCAAGAAUUUUGGUUGAAUAACAUGACCGAAGAGCUCUGUAUUAUGGUCUAUUCUGGGGUUGUGAUAUUUUUAAUUGUAUUUGCUAUGGCAAGAUCCCUGUUUUUCUUCACAUUUUGUAUCAAGGCAUCUAAGAAAUUGCAUAACAGCAUGUUUGAUAAGAUAGUUUAUGCCAAGAUGUUAUUUUUCAAUACCAAUCCAUUUGGUAGGAUUUUAAAUAGAUUUUCAAAGGAUAUGAAUCAAGUGGAUGAAGUACUCCCUAUAACUUUGAUAGACACUAUACAGAAUGGCCUUACUGUUUUGUUUACAACAAUUGUUGUAGCUACUGUCAAUCCUUGGAUGCUAAUACCUACAGUUAUUAUCUUAUUUCUGUUCUAUCUUUUGAGAGUUAUAUACAUGGCCACCAGUAGAGACAUCAAACGAGUGGAGAGUACAACGAGAAGUCCUGUAUACUCACAUUUUACUGCUUCACUCCAAGGACUAACCACAAUAAGGGCUUUUGGCGCUCAAACGAUCUUGAGCAAGGAAUUUGAUGCGCACCAGAACAGAAAUAGCUCCGCCUUCACCACAUUUCUGGCCUUAGGUAGAUGUUUUGGUCUCUGGUUAGAUUUUCAGUGCGUUAUUUACAUUGGUCUUGUAACAAUGAGCUUUUUAAUAUUUAAAACUGAUGCUCUAGGAGGAUUCGUUGGCUUAUCCAUAACACAGUCUCUCACAUUAACUGGUAUGUUCCAGUGGUGUAUGAGACAAUGGGGCGAAUUAGAAAAUGCUAUGACAAGCGUUGAAAGAAUAAGAGAAUAUAUUGAUAUCGACCCAGAAACUACUAAAGUAACAAAAGACCCUCCAAGCGAUUGGCCAUCAGAAGGAAAUAUCACUUUCAAAAAUCUAAGUCUGCGAUAUGAUAUAGGCGAGCCUAAGGUUUUAAAGAACCUGACCUUCAGUAUAAAAGGAAAAGAAAAAGUUGGAGUUGUAGGUAGAACAGGAGCUGGAAAAUCUUCUUUAAUUAUAGCUUUAUUCAGGCUUGCUGAGAACGAAGGAAUAAUAGCCAUAGAUGAUAUUGAUAUAAGUACAAUAAGUUUGGAGUGCUUAAGGUCGAAAAUAUCUAUAAUACCUCAGGAGCCAGUACUGUUUGCUGGAACAUUAAGGAAAAAUUUGGACCCAUUUGAUGAUUAUGAUGAUAAGGUAUUAUGGAAUGCGUUGGAAGAAGUGGAACUGAAAGAUGUCGUAAGCGAUUUACCCAGCGGUUUGGAAAGUCGCAUAAUAGAGGGCGGUUCAAAUUUUAGUGUAGGCCAAAGACAACUGGUGUGCUUAGCUAGAGCGAUAAUAAGAAAAAAUCGCAUAUUAGUUCUCGAUGAAGCUACUGCAAAUGUGGAUCCCCAAACUGAUGCCCUAAUCCAGUCAACCAUCAGAAAUAAAUUUGCUGACUGUACUGUCAUUACAAUUGCUCACAGACUACAUACUAUCAUGGAUUCGGAUAAAAUAUUGGUCAUGAAUGCUGGUGAAAUAGUUGAAUUUGGAAAACCUUUUGAAUUGUUGGAAAACACCAAUGGACAAUUUUAUGAUAUGGUACAACAAACUGGGAAGGCUAUGACAGAGAAUCUGUUAUCCAUAGCAGAAAGGACUUAUAAAGGAGUACCUAUGUGAUAUUGAAGAUAUUGUAGUGAUAAUCUAAACCUACUUAAUACUCUGUGUUAGAUGUAAGACAUACUUAAUAUUUUUUUAGCUGAAUAAAAUGUUCAUUGUUCCUGA